Molecule: messenger RNA, 1856 nt
Organism: Symbiodinium necroappetens
Lineage: Eukaryota; Dinophyceae; Suessiales; Symbiodiniaceae
Source: the annotation of a GenBank genome assembly
GACAAGGGGCGCCCGGCCGAACCCUUCUUGGUGGCCGCCUUCCCCAAGAUCCUGGAGGCGUCGAAUGACAAGUCCAAGAACGUCAAGGAUGCCGCUGUCGCCACCAGCAAGGCCAUCAUGGAGAUGGUCUCUCCUUUUGCUGUGGAGCUCCUGCUGCCCUCCUUCCUUAGUGGGCUGGCUGUCAAGGCUUCACGGGGAAACAAGUAUGAGUCAGUACUUGUAUGCUACCUGCUAGUGAACCUGGUGGCCCCCGUGGCUGAUCUGACCUGCGACAUCAAGAAGGAGGUGAAGACCGCAGCGCUGGAGUGCAUGACCGCGAUCUGCGGAUGCACCGGCAACAAGGACUUGGAGCCUUUCCUGCCAGCUGUGGUCGAUGCUGCCUCCUCCAUCGACAAGACCCAUGCCUGCGUGGAGAAACUUGCCGGAUGCAUUUUCGUGCAGAACGUGGAAGCCCCGGCUUUGGCGGUCACCAUGCCCGUGCUGACGCGCGGCCUGAAUGACAAGAACGAGGAGGUGAAGCGCACGUGCUGCCUGAUCGUGGACAACAUGUGCAAGCUCGUCGAGGACCCUGCAGAGGUGCUGCCGCUGAUGCCGAAGCUCGAGCCUCUGGUCAAGAGCGCUACGGAGAAGAUCUCCGAUCCUGAAGCACGAGGUAUGGCUGAGAAGGCCUACAAGACCCUUCAGAAGGCUGCCGGAGAAGGUGCCGAGUCUCUUCAGCAGAUGAAGCUCGAGGAUGCCAAGAAGCAGGUGUCGGAGGCCCUCGGUGGCAGCGCAGGCUCCGGAGACGUCUUCGACGCCGAGCUGACGCAUGUUUCCGCCCUGGCCGCAUGCGCCGCCAACAUGCGCGUCUUCGACGAGGCCCUCUGGAAGACCGACGUCGGCUACCUGGCGCCUUUCGACUCCAUCACCGAGGCGCUGCGUGCCAAGAUGGAGAUCGCAGCCAAGCCGAAGGAAGAGGUCGAGGAGGAGGACACCGAGGGCGUGGACCUGUACAAGGGUGCUUUCUCCCUGGCCUACGGCACGCUGACCUUGCUGCGCGAUGCGAAGAUGCAUCUCAAGCGCAACCGAUUCUACGGCCUGCUUGGACCCAACCAGUGCGGCAAGACGACGCUCAUGCGCGCCAUUGCCAACGAGCAGCUGGAGGGCUUCCCCAAGCGUGAUGAGCUGAAGAGUGUCUUCGUUGAGCACGAGAUCGAGGACGAAGAGGUGGGAGUCCAGGAUGAUGGUUUUCCCAUCCUCUCUGUGGACAAGCCCGGAUGGUGGUGGGUCGUCCACACCUGCAACGACAUCUACAAGCUGGACCCUCCCGUCAAGGAAGACACGGUGAAGGAGCUGAUGAAGUCCAUCGGCUUCGGCUACCCGGGUGGCCCCGACCGUGCCGCCAAUCUGGAGCUGCCAGUGACUUCAUACUCCGGCGGCUGGAAGAUGAAGAUGCAGCUCUGCGCUGCGCAGCUGAUGAACGCUGACGUGCUCAUGUUGGAUGAGCCGACUGGACAUCUGGACGUCGACAACAUCAAGUGGCUGGAAGACUGGCUGGAGUCCUUCGAUGGCAGCAUCAUUUGCACUUCCCAUUUCAGCCCAUUCCUGGACAAGAUGUGCACUCACAUCAUCGACUUCCAGGACCGGAAGUUGAAGACCUUCAAGGGUGUGAAGGGCCAGACCCUCACCCAGUUCGUCGAGAAGUACCCGGAGAAGAAGUCGUACUUCGAGAUCAGGAACGACAACAUGCGGUUCGUGUUCCCGGAGCCGGGCGCGCUGGAGGGUGUGAAGAGCCGCAGCAAGGUCAUCCUGCGCAUGAACAACGUGAGCUUCACGUACCCUACCAAGGACAAGCCCACCAUCAUGGACGUUAGCUU